AUGCCUCGCCGAGAUGUUCCCUCACCAACCCAAAUCCAGCGUUGCGCUAGGGAAGGACGCCCACACGAGUCUCUUUCCCUCUUUCGUGAGCUUGCUCUUCAUUUUCACCACUCCCGAGAGCCGUGCCAGCUCCCCAUCAGUAGCGUGCUGGGCUGCUGUGCUUCUCUCGGCGCUGUCAAGCACGGGAAGGAGCUCCAUGGUUUCAUGAUCAAGCAUUGGACUAAUGAACUGGACGCUUGCUGCUCGGAUACCUCUCUUGUGAGUUUCUAUGCUAAAUGUGGGGUUUUGGCUAGUGCUCGACAAGUGUUUGAUAGAAUGCCUUAUAGAGAUGUUGUCUCUUGGACUGUCAUCCUGAUGGCUUAUGUUGAUCAAGAGGGAUGUGAGAAUGAAGUCAUGGCUUUGUUGCAGAAGAUGUUAAGCAGUGGUAUAACACCAAACUGCCACACCAUCACUGUCGUUAUCCAAUGCGCCACAUUGGAACAAGGGACGCAGCUACGCUCAUUUGUUGUGAAAAAAGGUUGGAGCUUUGAUGCAUUCGUUGGCAGUGCACUGGUGGAUUUGUAUUCUAGGAAUGGAAUGCUCAGUGCUUCAAGAUUGGUUUUUGAUGGGAUUGAGCACAAGGAUGUGGUGUGCUAUAAUAGCUUGAUAUCGGGUUAUGGCCGUAAUGGUUCAGCCGAGGAGGAGAUUGUAUCAGUUUUCAUUGAAAUGGUUUUGCAUGGAAUACCGCCAAAUCAAUCUACAUUCAUCGCAUUGCUCAGUUCUUGUGCUAGUUUUGGAUUCUUAGGCCUGUCAAAACAGUUCCACGCCCAAGCGGUGCUUCGAGGAUUCAGUUCUGAUGACAAUGUUCAAGCAGUCAUUAUUGAUAUGUACACAAAAUGCGGUGACUUGCAAGCUGGCCGUGCUGCAUUUGAUAGAAUGGGAGCUAAGAAAAAUAUUGUUGUUUGGAACUCAUUGAUUUGUGGUUAUGGGAAACAUGGCCGCACUAUAGAGGCUCUUGAGGUAUUCAAUUCAAUGGCAUCAGCUUUAGUAUCUCCAAAUCAAAUCACUUUUACAUGCCUUCUUUCAGCUUGUAGCCAUUCUGGAUUCAUUGACGAGGGUUGGAAGUUGUUUGAUUUGAUGACUAAUGUUCAUGGAAUGGCUGCUCGGAAUGAGCAUUACUGUUGCAUUAUAGAUCUCUUAGGCCGUGCCGGAAUGGUACGAAAGGCAUAUGACUUGAUACUUAGCUGUGAUCAUGAGCCUGAGCCGUCAGUUUGGGGGGCUUUACUGAAUGCUUGUGUGACAUUGUGUGAUACUGAGAUCGGAGAGAUUGCUGCUAGAAAGUUGUUUGAGCUAGAGCCGGAUAAAUCUGCACCGUAUGUUGCAUUGGCGAGUAUAUUUGCAGCUAAAGGCCGGUUUGAUGAAGCCGCUGAAAUGCGUGAAUUGAUGAAUUGUCAAGGAAUAAUUAAGGAUGCUGGUUACAGUUGGAUUGAAAUCGGUGGUGCUGUACACAAAUUUAGAGCAGGGAAAGAUAUGCAUUGUGCCGAAAUGAAGGAGAUACUCUCACUUUGCUCUGAACUGAAUUCCUGCAUUUCUGAUCAACGGAUUUUGAAUAGUUUUGUUGAUGUUGUUGAAGCAGUUUAUGAUGAUUUAGGGUUUGAGGAUAGAAUGUAUGACAAUGAUAGUUCUGACUCUGAGUUUCAUGAAAAUGAUUAUGAUAUGGAAAAUAAUGAUGACCAAGUCUUUGAUAUCAAUGUUGAUUUAGGGAAAUGGGAUCUCACUAGUAUCCCAUGUAUUCAUGCAGUGGCAGUGAUGUUCACUACUGAAGAGAGGGCAGACCAAUAUGUCGAUGCUUGUUGCCACAAGGAAACACAACUGGGCAUAUAUUCUCACUUCAUUCAAGCCUAUAAGGGGCCUAACCAAUGGAAUAAUGUGGAAAACAUGGAACCUAUUUUACCUCCCGUGCUUAGAAGGUCUCCUAGAAGACCACACAAGAGCCAAAUGAAGGAAGCAGAUGAAAUAAGUGGAAGUCAAUCCAAAGUUUCCAAGAUGAGAGUGAGAAUGACAUGCAGAAAAUGUGGGCAAACAGGUCAUAAUGUUAGGACUUGCAAAGGGGAAGUGGGUGCUAACAACAGACCAUUUAAAUUACCAGUCAAAAAAAACUUGUAG
Messenger RNA from Dioscorea cayenensis subsp. rotundata (Guinea yam), 2145 nucleotides. RefSeq names its product pentatricopeptide repeat-containing protein At3g24000, mitochondrial-like. Lineage: Eukaryota; Viridiplantae; Streptophyta; Magnoliopsida; Dioscoreales; Dioscoreaceae. The record is from RefSeq and is a predicted model, not a curated record. The transcript is spliced from 4 exons. Gene Ontology annotation, molecular function: protein binding; RNA binding; zinc ion binding. Gene Ontology annotation, biological process: RNA modification. Bases 1 to 2145 code for a protein of 714 amino acids.